UUUGUUCGGAUAACAUUGUUGUAUCGGAGCAGUCGCUGCAUAUAGUUUAGAAUGAUGUCUAACCGAGCUGCCACCUAAGUUAUUCUUUCGCCGUAAAUGAUUUGAACCGAGAACGUGUCCCAACACGGAGUGAUAUAUUUGAUGUGCAGUCGCUACAUAUGGAGUAAGGCGAAUUAAGGAGCUAUUGUUGUUAUUACUUUCGCUUUUCACAUAGGGUAGGCAAGCUUUUUUAUUUGGUUAUUUGUCGGUACGUUAUCUUGACUGAAGGAUGAAGAAUUUUAUGUCCCAUAUCCGCUUGUGUGGCAUCUGUGCUUCGGUUUAAUGCAGUGCUUGCAGUAUGGUACAAUACAGCUUAGGUGUCAAAGUUCGCAGUGAUUGAUGAGCUUUUGAUGUGCGAAAUCUACAUACACACGUGCGCGCCCUGCUCGUAUCACGUCUCGGAUAAGAAAUGCAGCAAUUUUUCGACAACGGCUGUCGUGUGCAACAAAUUGCGGUAAUGCAUCAUUUACAGCUAGUGAAAUAUGUCAACGGGAUCCCAGUCCCAGUACCAGUGUGGAGCAUGUGCAGCAGGAGUGCAUUGCAAUAAAAAUUUUAAUAAAGCGGUUUUUUGGCUGCCACCACUAAAAGGAUAUGCCUGGAGAAGGCAUCAAGUGAUUCAUGAUGCGAUAAAUUAUGGAAACAAAAACUAAGAAGAAUUAUAAAUGCAAAACGGGGAUUCAUUGUGUAUUCUUUUUUUUUUGUGUGUUGACGGUGUCUGUUUUCAUAAUAAUUUAUGAACGCGUGUAGCAACGACAUGCAUGUAACGAGAAUGAUAAAAAAUGUAUUGGUAAAAUUUUAAAGCUUCAUGUGAGACAAAAGUGGGUGUGUACAGUCAGUGGUUUAAUGUGUGGUUGAUGAAAUGGCUAUAUUUCUAAACGAAAGCAGCACCUGACAUGGAAAAAAUGGAAUUGCGGAUUGUAGGUGGUAUUUUUGGAUUACUAAUUAUCGUGCCACACAUUGCUGGUGAUGAUUUAGGUCUGCUUUCCAGCACGUUGCGCGCAUUCCGGAGAACCGGUUGUGAAGACGAGCUCAUGAGCUUAUCCUGUCCUAUCGGUACCAGCAUCAGCGUCGAGGUGGUGCAGUACGGGAGAAUAGAAGAAAACUCCUCCUUGCAAUGCUCCUUCACCGAGAGCGGUCGCGAUAGUAACUACUAUCUUGAAUCAACGACGUUGGCAGCGGACAAUCUUUUCCUCCUGGGCAACGUGACAUAUUCGCUAAUGGAAACCGCUCUCAACGAAAGUUCCAUCGUGCUUGAUAAAGGAAACACCAAGUGCACACAGCACUAUGUGCUGCAGUACUCUAUUCUUCAAAUCGUGGUCGAGGCUUGCCAGAAGAAGCGGAAGUGUUCCUUCCGCACGACACCGAAGACCUUCGACAGUGCACCGUGUCCCGGCAUCCACAAACUGGUUGAAGUUAGCCACAUAUGUAGGCCGUUCGAAUUUCGCAGUCUGAUAGCUUGCGAGAAGGAUGUGAUUCGCUUGGCCUGCGGCCGUUACACGAGAAUUGCCAUAUAUAGCGCAAGCUACGGAAGGACAGCCUACGAAAGCUCCCACUGUACACAGACGGUGGGCUCCAAGGAGGAAACCUGCCUGUCGGCCCAUGCUAGCCACACAUUGACAGAAAUUUGCCAAGGGCGGCGAAAGUGUACGGUUGCUGUGGAGGGCUCCACCUUCGGCCAACCGUGUCCCGUCAACAUUCGAGUUUCGCUGAAAGUUGUUUACGCAUGUGUUUCGCGAAAUGUAUUUCGGGAUCGCUAUAUUAGCCCACUGGAGGAUGAUGAAUUGGACCAGCAAUUCGAGCUCAACGAGUUGUACGAUGAUGAAUUCACUCCCGCCCCUAACCAAGAGGAGGAUGCUUCGAGUAGCAGCAUUAAUGGUCAGAUGAGCCAUAAAUUUUCCGAUGAGCUCGAGGCAACGGUAAAAGCUGAGAAUAUUCUCACGCAAAGCAAGAAUGUCUUAUCUCUAUCUUUCCCAUCGUUUAUCGUCUCUCCAUCGCAAACCGUCCAAUCAGCUAAAACGAACAGUCCGAUUGAUAGUCGCCUGCUGGUGACCGUUGUUGCUGUGGUGUUCUUCGGAUGUUGUCUAUUGUUUGGAGCGCUGGUGGCUUACAGGAUGAGAUUCCUCUCGUCUGCGGACCACGUCUGCAUUAAACAUUCGGAAUCGAGCGACCCGCAGCAGUCCGGCGGCACCGGCAAUGCACACAAUGAAGAUUUCGAUCUGGCCGAAUGCGUUGCGGAAACGAUUCCCGUGGCGGUUAAGAUAAAGCAACCGAACCUGGAGCAUCCAUCAACGUCCGCUUCACUCAUGCCAACGUUCAAAGUUUUUAAUAGUCAUCCGGACGCCGUGCCACAGAUUUCCACUACAAUGUUUAUUCUGCCGAAUUAUAUAGUCAGCGAGGGCAAUGGGUUACUGGCUGGUAAAACGAUUCCAUCAACAGGUCAGUCUGGUGCGAAAAAUCAUCUCCUCACCACGGUGGAUGUAACAUCUCCGGUUGCCGGAACCACCGCCGUUGAUCCGUUUCCAUGUACGGCAGCCUCAUGUGUCCAGUGUAAUCUUCUCAACUGGCCAAAAGCUAAUCUGAUGCUGGAGCAAAAGACCGCCUUUCACCACAAUCAAUCAUUCAAGACGCCAGUCAGUGAGCGUCAACUUUGCCAGCAUGCCAAUUCUUUUUUAUGGCUGGGCUUGAAACUGGGGGUGAUGUAAACUUGUAGGGUAAAGCUGUCAAAAAACAUUCUGCUGUCUACUAGGUUUUAUCACCAUAAACACUGAAGAUUAUUAGCAGUAUCGAUUCACUUUAGUUGAGAAGAAGCUGUAACAAAAAAGCAACCAGUUGCACUGAUGCUUCUGCCCUCCAUUCAACAUUAGACUCUAGAUAAGAUAAUCCUCUUGGCAGCUUUACCCAUUCACAAGUGCGCCGGCAAUGAAGCGACAAAGCAAUUAAAACUUUACUAUUGGCAUGCCACACGCCGUAGUCGAACAUGCAAAAAUUCUAUGCUAUUUCUCAGAGCUGGAAUCAAAAGUAUUCCCGAGCUGUACGUGUUCAGAAUCGUGCGUCGUCACCACCGAGAGAGAUAGGAUGAAGAUAGGAAAUUUAAAGCAACCGAACCCAAAGCCAUAGAUAUAUACAUGUAUAUGUUUGAUAAGAAAAAACUCGCUCUAUCAUAUAGAGUAUCUCGUUUCACAUUCUGGAGAGGUGUAUUUCAUGCUACCAGUAUCAAAUAGGAAUGCACAACGGGAACAUUAAACGUGCUAAGAUUAUUUCUCCUUGAGCUUUCCGGAAUAUAAGCAACUUUGAAACACGAUGAAAUAACGCAAAACUUCUCGGUUCAAAAGCAGUAAACACCUCCGGAAUGAAUCUGUCCAACUCGAAAACUGUAAAUAGAAAGUAAGAAAAAAUCGUGCGCUGUACUACUAAGUUAAAGAAUGCAAAAUUGGUAUGCAAUGGUGUUGAUAUAGUUCAAUAAAUUUUUUUUUUAUUUCAAAAC
This is a messenger RNA of Wyeomyia smithii (pitcher-plant mosquito), 3523 nucleotides long. RefSeq lists its product as uncharacterized. The record is from RefSeq and is a predicted model, not a curated record. The transcript is spliced from 9 exons. Lineage: Eukaryota; Metazoa; Arthropoda; Insecta; Diptera; Culicidae. Gene Ontology annotation, molecular function: carbohydrate binding. The coding region runs from base 933 to 2741 and encodes 602 amino acids.